AUGCUAUCAGUUACAUCAUCAACUUCAAGAUUUGGUUCAGUCUCAGUGCAGCAAUCCUCUCGCAACAUGAUGAUGGAAGAAUUCAGUAACUCAUUCAAUGAAAAUGAUUUCUUAGAUGAUGAACCCCUUGUUGUUGUUGAGAGUGGGGAAGAUUCACGUCCAGAUUUGAUAUCCCAACAACAAUGUCCUGCCACCUUGAUACUUUACUUGAAAGACUCUCGCAAUCGCGAUGUUGUGGUUCAACGGCAAAUCAUUCAAGACUUGAUCAUCAUGAAUGAUUUUGAAGGCCUGAUGAAAAGAAUUGCUUUGCUCUUUGAAUCCUUUCCCAAUCAACACAAUUUAGACAAAAUUUCCACUCUUUCUGUGGUGAUGCAAAUAGUCUGUAGGGUGGGCUCCUGCAAGAAGCAAGCUCUCACCAAUGAUUCUGAAUGGAGAGAUGCUCUUCAAAGAUUGUUGCAAUCAAAUUGCACCUGCAUGGAAUUGUUUGUCAAACUCAAGUAUCACAAACAGAAACCAAAGAAUGCUUCCUCAUACGUAACACGAGCUCUUGUUCCAUCCUAUCACCAAAAGACUCACUCUUUGCUUGACAACCACAUGUUCUAUCAAAAGAAAAGACCAAUCAGGUCACUUUUCAAACUUGAUAGCUUCGACUUCAAUGCAAGCAGCUUUGAUAGAAUAAUUGUUGAUGCCACCAGUAUGAUGUUAGCUGUGAAGGAACUGAAGCAUUUACUGCUUUACAAAAAUAGAAAGGAACAAGCUGAGAGAUUUAUCCUCAAAUUGUUCUCUCAUUUGCACCAUGUCAACUCACUCAAACUCAUGCACAUUUGUUUCAACUCAACAAGCAAUCUUGUCAUUCCAGAGAAUCAGAGAGACAUUGAUGCUGACACAUUUGUUGUGUCAGUUGCUCCAGCAUUCUCUUUUGUGAAUGAACAAGUCGUUGAGUCGGCAAACAGGCAGAUUAUUGCUGGUUAUUUGGAAUCUUGCCUGGUCGUUACAAACGACUGUGUAUUGACAAAGGAGAUGAAGAACAUGGGUGUCAAGUGUUGUACUCCAAAAUCAUUUUUGAAACAGAGCUUUAAAGCGUUCUCUAGAUCCAAUAAGGAAAUGAACGUUUCCAAGAAGAGCUCUUUUAGAGAGUGGAUUUCUAGCCAUGUCGAUAUCCCAAUGUUUCACUAA
Messenger RNA from Naegleria fowleri, 1176 nucleotides. RefSeq lists its product as uncharacterized. Bases 1 to 1176 code for a protein of 391 amino acids. Lineage: Eukaryota; Heterolobosea; Eutetramitea; Acrasida; Naegleriidae. The transcript has a single exon. The record is from RefSeq and is a predicted model, not a curated record.